UGGGUUGUAGGCUAUUUUACAAAGGAAAACAAAUACUCUGUGAUACCAUUUACUUGGAUUUUAAACUGCGGCAAUGUUAAUUUAUCUAAAUGGCCAAUAUAUGGUGUAGUGAACUCAAUGAUUAUGGAAGCAACUUAUCCAGAGUUAGAUUGGCCAACUUUUCCAGUAAAAAUAGUUUCACAAAUUUUCAACACGUUUGAGGAUGCUAAGAUGAAAGAAAAGGAACUAUUCUUGUCUGCAUCUGAAUCCGAAAGUCCAGUGAAAAAAAAAAGAAAAAACAAAAAGGUUUAUCCAGCAAUAAUUGAAAGUGAAAGUGACAGUGCCUGUAGCAGUACACACACAACUCCCAUAAAAGUUAUGAAAACAAACCAGGUAGUUGUAGACAACCAACAAAGUGGAUCUUCUGCCUAUGUUGAACUGCAGAUGAAUCAGAUUUCUGAUCAGUUAUUACCCAACAACAUUAUUUCUUCAUCUAUGAACACUUUGUAUGGCACUGACGAAUGUAUCAACACUGAUUAUACUGCAGAGAAAGAAACAACAAUGUUUGAAUUAAACAUUCAGAGUACAGAUCAUUCCAUGUCAAGUGUAUCAACAGAAAAUCAAGAAGAUUUAAUUAACAAGAGUGAUGACAAUACGAUUAACAAUUUAUUUAAAAAUGUAAUUUCUAUAUUGGCAUACGUAAAAAGACUGGACAGUAAAAUAGAUUUAUUAACUCAAAAAAAUAAUAAUACACAGAUAAGUGAAAAUUUUAACAAAGAUUUUGAGAAAAUCUUUCCAUUAAAAUGUGUAGAAGCUGUGGACGACAUGGAAAAUAAAUUAAAAUCUGAUGAAAACACUUCUGGUCAACUGAGAAAUCUACUGCAAAAAAUUGGCGGCACAGGUCUGAAAAACUUUGUUAAAAGAGUUUUAGAAAGAAUAUUUACAAAUGAAUUAUCCACAAAAUAUUCAUGGACUGGGUUUAAAGAUAAUCACGAGCUUAGAACUUUAAAAAUUAUAAAAAUCAUGAAAGAUGUUGCCAAUAGUACUUUUUCUGAAACUGAAGCUAAUUUUGAAGCACACAUUAAAGAUUGGUUCCGUCACGGCUCUCAAAGAUAUGCAAGAGAACAACUAAAAGAAUCUUCCUAA
Messenger RNA from Myzus persicae (green peach aphid), 1125 nucleotides. RefSeq lists its product as uncharacterized. The transcript is spliced from 7 exons. The record is from RefSeq and is a predicted model, not a curated record. The annotation marks the transcript as partial. Lineage: Eukaryota; Metazoa; Arthropoda; Insecta; Hemiptera; Aphididae.